AUGUUCAAGGAAAAGGAAGCGGAGGUCAAUGUGACGUCUGACACCGAAGAAAACGAAGUCUUUAAAAAGACAACGGACGGUGUCAACUUCCGGAACGUCGGAUGGUUCAAGGCUUGCAUCAUCUUCACGAAGGUCAUAUUUGCAACUGGUGUUUUAUCAAUUCCGUCUGCUCUCUACUCGCUGGGGGCGGUGGGCGGAGCAAUCAGCAUUGUAGCAUGGGGCGCCUUCAACACAUACUGUUUUGUGAUUCUUGGGGGUUUUCGUGAGAGACAUCCCGGAUGUCACUCAAUCGCCGAUAUGGUAUUGGUCACUGGUGGCCCUAUUGCGAAAGAAAUCACUGGCAUCCUGUUUAUCAUUGCCUAUGUUCUCUGUGCGGGCACUGGAAUCAUUGGCGUGGCUACGGGUCUAAAUGCACUCUCCCACCAUGGAGCUUGUACCGUGUGGUGGUCCUUUCUUGCCGCAGUGGUGAUCGUUCUUACGGCGUCAGUCCGGAAACUCGAACACGUUGGGUGGCUCACAUACGCCGGGUUUUCUUCGAUUUAUAUUGCAGUUUUCAUAGUCGUGGUUGGAGUCACCCAGCUUUCCCGACCGGCUGCGGCCCCUCAAACUGGGCCGUAUGACUUGGGAUAUCACGCCUUUAACAACCCUGGGUACGCCGCCGGUAUGGUUGCAUCUAGCACUAUCUUCGUCUCCUCCGCAGGCACAAGUGCUUUUCUGCCCAUCAUUUCGGAGAUGCGCAACCCGAGGGACUACAAAAAGGCUCUUUACCUUUGCAUGGGCGGCGUUACUGCCUCAUAUCUCUGUUUUAGUGUGGUAGUCUAUCGUUGGUGCGGAAAAUGGGUUGCUAAUCCUUCAUUGGGCAGCGCAGGACAAACAGUCAAAAUGAUCUCGUACGGCAUUGCAUUGAUAGGACUUGUUGUGAGCGGUUGCCUCUAUUUGCAUAUCGCCGCAAAGUAUCUCUUUGUCCGACUGCUUCGAAACACCCAACACUUGCAAGCCAACACAUUUGUCCAUUGGUCGACAUGGUUCGGCUGCACGAUUGUCCUUGGUACCCUUUCGUUUAUCAUUGCAGAGGCCAUUCCGAUCUUCAACUACUUGGUCGCCCUACUGGGCUCACUCUGUUUCGCACCCCUGGCCAUGAUCAUUCCUGGUUGGCUGUGGCUUUUCGAUCACGGUGACUACAGAAAGGGCACUAUUCGCCAGAAGACCAUUUACUUGCUCCACGUUGGCCUGAUUCUCCUAGGCCUUUUCUUUUUUAUCGGGGCGACGUACGGGGUUAUUUUGCAAAUUAUUGACGCAUAUGCGUCGGGACUCAUUGGAUCUGCGUUUUCUUGUGCCGACAACUCCAAUUCGUCCUAGACUGGGUAUGGGAUUGUUGCUGGGAGGGUGUUUUCACCGUCCGUCUAGUGUAUAUGGUAGACGGGAUGGGAUUAUCGUAAUUGGCAAUUAAUUUGAACAAUAUGAAGCAAUUUUAGUAAUAAUUGAGUGACAAAAAUUUCCAUCGCCCUUUGUGCCGUGGUUAGAAAAUAGAAAAUUAAAUUUCCUUCCCCUGGCAUACUGAGCAUCAAAAUAUUAGGCCACUAGGGCAAAAGAGCUCAAUCGCCACCAGCGCCAUGGUGUGGUCUAGAGGGGACGAAUCACCCAAUCCAACCCCUCCAACACAAAAUGACCGGGCAGAGUUAGUUAGUUGCACGUGGGAAUUUUCAACCACAGCAAAUGCCGAGCACCAAAAUGGUUAGAGCUGCAUUUAUUUGUUCACUUAAUAUCUCCAUACAAGGACUCGGGUACAUAAAUUGGCCAAGUCGCCAACAUUAUCGCAAAAAUAGCAAAACACCAGAGCUGUAUCCACCGGCUCAGUAAUAAUCACCGAGAAUGCUAGAGAGCAAUAAACCAAAUACGCCUUGCAUUAUCGUUCACCGAUGUUUCUUUAAAUUGGCUCAACUAUACGCAGCAGACUUGUUGUCUUCAGGGAGUCGGCUCAUAUCUAUCAUUGUAUAUAAUCCAUUAAAAAAAUAAAAAUAACAAUAGAAAAAAAAUAA
Messenger RNA from Histoplasma capsulatum G186AR, 2039 nucleotides. RefSeq lists its product as uncharacterized. Gene Ontology annotation, biological process: amino acid transmembrane transport. Gene Ontology annotation, molecular function: amino acid transmembrane transporter activity. The coding region runs from base 1 to 1359 and encodes 452 amino acids. The transcript has 4 exons. NCBI's taxonomy places the organism in Eukaryota, Fungi, Ascomycota, Eurotiomycetes, Onygenales, Ajellomycetaceae. Gene Ontology annotation, cellular component: vacuolar membrane. The record is from RefSeq and is a predicted model, not a curated record.